This is a messenger RNA of Schistocerca nitens (vagrant locust), 3535 nucleotides long. RefSeq names its product protein O-linked-mannose beta-1,2-N-acetylglucosaminyltransferase 1-like. Gene Ontology annotation, molecular function: beta-1,3-galactosyl-O-glycosyl-glycoprotein beta-1,3-N-acetylglucosaminyltransferase activity. Gene Ontology annotation, cellular component: Golgi membrane. The transcript has 26 exons. Gene Ontology annotation, biological process: protein O-linked glycosylation via N-acetylgalactosamine. The coding region runs from base 1084 to 3057 and encodes 657 amino acids. The record is from RefSeq and is a predicted model, not a curated record. Lineage: Eukaryota; Metazoa; Arthropoda; Insecta; Orthoptera; Acrididae.
GUGCGCCAGCGAGGUGGUGUGUUGCGCGCCGCCGGCUCACAAGCACGCGGUCCCGCGUCCUGCCCUCGUAGCACAAAGCGCCCCAGCAGCCAUGCUGCUUCCCACGCGCUUCUGAAUCUCCCGGCUCGUUCCCUGCACACUGCGCCGACACCACAUUCCUAUUAUUUACCUUCCCGGUGAUAAUAAGUUUUUGCCCGAAAGCGUCCACUAAGAAUCACACGACGUUAGUCAAAGCAAAUAAAACAAUACCCGAGGAAGGCUCUCUGAUCUUCGAGGGACGGAGCACGUGCUCCAGUGCCUGACCGAGGCGUGUUUCCUCGAACACACAGGCAACGCGACUGGCAGUGAUUGCGUUCCCAGCUGCCACGACUCGUCAGGAAAAUCAACGCUACUAUAUUCCAGUGCUAACAGCCCAUUCCUGGAAGGGUUUCUUGGUGCUUCUUCGCUCAGGCUUCUCCGAAAGGCCGUGGCAGCCGCGUCUUUGAGACGGCAGCAAUGGUCACUCCCCAGCCUGCUGUAGAAUCACAUCGGUUCGUCUUUUCCUGCUGGUACUGUAAGUGAGAUUUGGCAACAAGGCAAGGCAGACUGCAGCGGUAUCAUAGUUUUCCGUGACGGAUAUUCACCGUUGAAAGGGUGGUCAGCUCCCUGACCGAGCAGCUUGAGCUACCGCGCCAGCAGCCCUUCGGCUACAGCGGCGGCCUUCAGGAGCAGUCAGCUGUUCCAUUGAAACCAACUGAGACAUCACGUGCAGACGGGCUUCAUCGCAGCGGUAUAGUUCGAAGUCUUCACGUACGCUCUUCAGACGUUCCAUAAGUCUUGUGCGGGACGAUUUCUGAGCGCAUCUUCCGAAGAGGCAAUCUUACAAAUAAGGUGAAGCAAGGACUGCGAGUGCCAGGUUCCAGCAACGGUUGUGAAGCCUCUGUGUUGAAUAAGGUCUCCAUCUCUACGGACGUAAUGCAUGUAUGGAGAUCAACUAACAAGACAUCUGACCGCCUGGGGCGAUACGCCGUACCAACGCCGAAGAUCCUUCCGCAACCAUGAUCAAAAGAGUGGUUGGCUUGUUAUAAUAACAAGCUGAAGGCUAUGGAGUCGUGGCAGCCAAAUCCGCGCGCUCAGCCUUUCGUUCCAAAGCGAGGCUAUGGACUCUACAGUCCACAGACAGUAAUAACACGUCCGCUAAAUCGGAAACGCAUUCUCACGAAAAUAUUCAAGGCCCUGCUGGUCGUCGUGCUCCUAAUAACGAUUGGCAUCAAUGUGAUGUUCAUCAUGGACACCAGUCGCCGUCUUCAGGAAGAAGCCUUCCGCGCCAAGGAUGGAGGAGAGUUCGUUGAUGGCGAGAGCAGAAGAAAUAGCCUGAGGCUGCAGGAAAGUCAGCCCAAAUCCCUAGCAAUAGAUGUUCUCUCCAGCCAAUCCAAGGUGUCUGUUUCAGUUGAUGGUACAACGAUUCUGGAGGACAACGAAGAGCAUAAGGGCCGAGGAAUACACGUUCUAGUAUUGAACCAAGCAAGUGGAAGCGUAAUGGCACAACGAAUAUUUGAUACCUAUUCCCCACAUGAAGACGAGGCCAUGGCACUAUUUCUUAAUAUGGUGUCAGAUGGAAGGAUAAUCAUUUUUGCUAUAAAGGAUGAAGGAACAUUUCAAAUGAAACAGCCUGCCCGAGAUUUGUUGAGACGUCUUGGCUCUAAGCGUUCACAAGUAAUAGGAUGGAGGGAUAUGUGGGCAAUGGUAACACAAAAGGGCUCAAAAAUGUUUGGCGAAUCUUAUAGUAAAAGCACUGAAUUCAAUACCUGGGGAGCCCCAGUUAUGCUCCAUGCAGAAAUUCCCCUUGUACCUGCUGAAGACAGUGAAUGUUAUUGGCCAGACAAUGAGGAAAACAGAAGGCGAAGGCAGUUUUGUAACCACAUUGAAGGUUAUGGAAGUGUCUGCAGCUGCCAAGACCCUGCACCAAUAAUUUUUAGCCCUGAACCAGUAAUAAACAACAAGGUCCAUGAUGUACCAGUUGCAAUCAUUGCCAGCAACAGGCCACAUUACUUAUACAGAAUGUUGCGGUCCCUUCUGUCAGCCAGUGGUGCAAACCCAGAAAUGAUUACUGUUUUCAUUGACGGAUACUUUGAAGAACCACUGGAAGUCACUAAACUGUUUGGUUUACGAGGCAUUCAGCACACACCAAUUGGAGUUAAAAAUGCACGGAUAUCCCAACAUUACAAGGCCUCUUUAACAGCUACCUUUAAUAUUUUCCCACAGGCCAGAUAUGCAAUUAUUGUAGAAGAAGACUUAGAUGUGUCUCCAGAUUUCUUCAGUUAUUUUAGCCAAACUCUGAGAUUGCUUGAGGAAGAUGAUUCAAUCUACUGCAUCUCUGCCUGGAAUGAUCAAGGAUAUGAACAUACAAGUAGUGAUCCAAGCUUACUAUAUAGAGUAGAAACAAUGCCUGGUCUUGGCUGGAUACUAAAACGAUCUCUUUACAAGGAUGAACUGGAAUCUAAAUGGCCAACUCCUGAGAAGAAGAUGUGGGACUGGGACAUGUGGAUGCGCCUUCCCGAAGUCCGAAAAGGAAGAGAAUGUGUCAUACCUGAUGUUUCCAGAACAUACCAUUUUGGAGCAUCAGGGCUCAACAUGAAUUCAUAUUUCCAAGAUGUGUACUUCAAAAAGCAUUCAUUCAACACACAGCCAUACGUCGAAUUAAAAAAUAUAGACAGUAUCAAGAAAGAUAAUUAUGAAGAAGUGAUCAUUGGAAUGAUAAAGCAUGCUAAUAUUUUAGAUCACAGCAAGUCACCAUGUGAAGAGAGUUUUGUCCCAGAAAAAAAGGGAGAAACAAAUGUAAUGUUCAUUAAAAUGGAUGAGCCCAAAGACUUUGCAACAUGGCUUCAGGUUGCUAAGUGUUUCAAAAUAUGGGACCUUGAUGCUAGAGGUCAUCAUAAGAGCAUGUGGAGGAUGCAUAUGAAAGGCAGUGAAAUGCUAGUAAUAGGAGUUCCAAAUUCAGAAUACUCAAUAUACAAGCCAUCAAACAUAACACCAAUAUAUUUGGAAGCUCAAGCAGAUAAAGGGAAGAUCAGGUAGCAGCUCCUUAUUGGUGGACAAGAUUCGUCAGACAUUUGUUGUCACAAUCCUGAGCCCCAUAUUGUGUUUUGUCAUAAGUACAAAAACUGAACUUCACCUCAACAUCCAGUAUUUACAGAUAGUUCUGCAAACACAACAGUGGUGUGAAUAAAUGUUGAUUCAUAUGAUGAGGCAUGUGUGAGAACUGUAAACUGUGAUUUUUAAGGCAACGGAACAACGUGAAUAAUAUAACAAGCAUGAUGCUUUGUGAAUAAAGAACAUUUCCCCUGUUAACUGUGACAAAAUGUGUAGAUGACUGUACAGUAAUGAAAUAAUUCCCAAUUUUCAAAGAUGUAAAGUACUCUCUAUGUGUAAAAAUAAAAUUUGUGAAUGUUGUAGAAUUGCCUGUUUUGCUCGCUAUUUGUGAUUUUACACACACUGAGUAAUUAAAUGUGUGAUUUAUUGUUACCAAUAAAAUAAAGAAAUAUGGUAAUAUUUA